GUACUACAUUACCAGACCAUUUAAGUUGAUGGGUGUUUUAUUAUAGUAGGUUAUACGUAUUGUUUAUUUUCAAUUUUCCUUUUGUACACUGAUCGGAGUCGGAUAACGAUCGCUUUUUUAAAGCAAAGACAAGGAUAAAUAUACUAACAAGACGGGAAAAGUCUUAUGUCAGACUUAAGGUAUCCAUGUGAUUCGUUGUUCCUGCAGGGGGAUGGAGAAUGACAUCAGAAAUUGCCAAACCAUUUCCAAAGUUGUGAAGGAAAUACCUCCAAAUUUUACCAGGACUGCGAAGGCAUCAAAGUGUGGCAGGGGUGCGAGCGGCCAUGCCAGAGAUUCUGCGUCCGUUCAGAAGGUAGACAAGGUGUCCUCAGUUCCAUCGCGCGACCCCCGUGUCAUCACUGCUGCCAACAACACUCCUCUGAACAAACAAUCAACAGUCUGCGUUGAUGAGGCAGCAGUUGCUCUUAGAGAGAUGCCUUGCAGCAAAGAUACAACAUCACAACAACCAGCACUGCAUGCAGGCCAUCAGAACGUUGACUUAACAGCCAUGACAAAUAAAAACCAGAAAGUAUUUGCCAAACUUCCGGGUCUUUCAAACCCGUUGUUGCAGGGCUUGUCUCCAGGAGACCGCGAUAAGGCAAGCAAGACCGAUAUCGCUUCCUUGUCGUUUCCGAACAAAGGGCAACCGCAGCAGCAAAGAUCUCUCAAUUAUGAUGUUGGUCAUGUGUUCGGAGACAUGUCUGUUGCGCAAUCAGGGGGUGCCGAGCCAAACCAGGCUGUAAGUAAUCCAAGCGGCUCCUCGAAUAAUCUGUUUUUCAGAGCCAGUCACAAUACGUUACAAGGCUCUGAAGAAGCGACAGGGGUUUGUCAGUCGUCGCUCAAUACGUGCUCAAGUUCAUUUGCUGACAUUUCACACCAAAAUGCAAGUGAAUCCAUUAAGAACAACAAUUUUUACGACAAUUCUAAUACACAGAAUGUAAACUGCAAAAUGAUUUUAUCUGGUACGGGACGUGAAAUUAGCAUGCCUGUGACCCGUACCUCUGCUCAACCAGCGGCCAGUGACCAGCCUAUUUCUACGGGUGAGAGUCCCAAACCAGAUUUGCCCUCUACAUCAAGCCCUUGCCGAAUGGAGGCAAACACAAAAUCCAACAUGGCCAUCACCGACCCAGAACGUUUGGCUCUCAUCAAACAGAGGAAGCGAGAGCGGAAGUUCCGUAAGCUGCAGUCGUUGUCGGCUCUGAUGAGGGCACCAGACGACCGUCACAGCAUGGUGCAGCAGCUCAACCCGCUCAGGCAUGACCGGAUCACACAAGAGAACUUCAAACAAGACGGUGGCAGCUACCCUGGCAACUCGACAGGGUCUUCGAGGCUCGGUGACAUCACCCAGAACCCUUUCAACUGGAUGUCCUCGUCUGUUGGCGCUUCGGCCACCGAGGGGACUGGUUUGAACUUUGAGAAGAAACCGUGGAGAGCUGACACAGGGAAAAAGACGUGCAGUUUCUUUCACGAACCUUCAAUGCGAAACAACUCCGUUUUGAGUGAGAACUUCUCGGAAAUGGCUAAGAAUCGGGUAGAUUACAAGACGGAGAAGAAACUGAUCGAUUCUGGAUCCAAUUCCUGGCAACUUCAUAGCUCUAACAGUUCUGUGGUUGACGAUGCUUUGCGUGUAGCUGCUUUGAAACAUAUCAAGAAUGAGCCAUCUUUGGAUGAUCAUUUGCUGCUGUCAGCUUCUGGAAAAGUCUUGGAUAUUAACAGCAACAAUAAAAGAAUUCUUGAGAACUUCCUCACACCUCGUGUGAAGAAAGAGGACAGUGGAUCCGAUUCGAGCUCAUCGGUGUCUUCCGAGGAGGAGAAUUGUCUGUCUCCAAAGAUAAAAGGGUUGGGUUGUAAAGAGAAAAUGUGGGGUAGUUCCCCCGGUAAAAAGCAUCGGCCACAGUCGAAAUUUGGUGGCAACAUGGUGAAGUUCAAGAAUGGAGAAACUGACAGUUCGUCGUUGGAUCACUUUCGGUCACCGCUCGUUAACAACUAUCAGAAACGCACAAGAGACUCUGCGGACUACGAGGCAUCCGGAGUACAUUCAGACAAGAGUGAUAACACGUCGGAAGAUGAAACGGAUAACGAAAGCGACAAUGAUAAUAGUAACGAUGAUGACGCUAAUAAUAAGAGCUCUACAGCAAAAUUGUUUGGUGGCGUGAAGAAGAAAAGUUAUAAGGCUGGUGUGAAAAGGCGUGGUCGACCCCCUCUCUCUGAUAAAUUCAAAUCUCAGAGCCACAAAACUGCCAAGCGAAGGGGUCGACCACCACUGAUGAGUAAUUUCGGGAAAGGUGAAGCACUAACGAAACAGACAAAGCUGGAAAAACCAACUACAAUGGAAGUGGAUACAAAGCCCCAGCUGAAAAUAAAGGAUGAUACUGCGGAUAACAAAAUCCCAAAGAGAAGGGGUAGGCCUCCGAAAAAACUUAAUAACCCAGCUUCGGCCUCGGCCUCUCCUACUCCUAUGUCCAUUGACACUCCCACCCCAGCUGUGGCCCUCUCUUCACUCAAUGCUCCCACCCUGGUCGAAGGCCCAAAUUUAGUUGAUGUCUCCCCUACGUCUCCAUCUUCGGAACUUACCAGUGAGGAGUUGCUGAAAGCCAGACUAAACCUCCCAAGGCGUCGUGGCCGACCUAGUAAGGUUGACGUAAUGUUGCGCGAGAUGGCGGCUGCUCGCCUCGCCGCGGGGCAGCCGAUGGCACUGCCGACGCCCGAGGCAGUGGCGGCUGCGUUGGCACAGACUGCUGAGGUGCCGGCCAAGAAGAAGAAAGUGUACGCCCGUCGCCGUUACCACGCUUACGGACAACGGAAGCGGAGACGUCGGAAGAACACGAAUUUGUUGAGAACGUUGUCGACGGUGGCAGCGGAAUUCGACGCUGGGGCAGAAGGCGGUGGGCCUCUGCCGCCAUCGGAAUUGGCCAGGGGUGAAGAAGGAGCAUCUGGGGUGGCGGGGGGUGGCGCCGACUUUCAUCAGAUGGUACCAGCAUACGACGAGGUGGCAGGAGCUGAUGAUGAUGAUGAGGAGGAAGAGGAGGAGGAAGAGGGGGAGGACAUGGCGGGAAAAGUGGAGGCGUAUGAGGAGAGAGGCUCCACUGCAAGGGAGGAGGAGGAGGAGGAGGAGGAGGAUAAAGCACUUAUCAACAAGCGCCACUUCACCGAUCGUCAUCAUCAUCGUCGUCAUCAUCGACAUCAUCAUCAUCAGCUUCAGGAAUCCCAAGGUCAUAAUAAUAAUAGUCAUCAUCGCCAGCUUCCAUUGUCAUCGUCAUCAUCAUCGUCGUCGUCAUCAUCAUCACUGCAGCCAUUGCCACCAUCCGCAAACAUCGUGGUUAGUCUGAGUCACUUGUCCCGUCGUGCCGAACCAGCAGGGGAGCAGCGGCAGCUGGUGGAGGAACCAAAUGCAAAGAAGAGGCAGAAGAAAAGAAAGAAGGACGCUGGUGGGGAGGGGGAUGUGAAGAGACAGCGGGGUGGGGAGGUGGUGAGUGGCACUUCUGUUGGUGGUGGUGGUAGUAGUAGUAGUAGUAGUAGUAACAAUAAUAAUAACAAUAACAACAACAAUUUGAAAGACAUGAUUAAGCAAGAGGUGGAGGAGGAGGAGGAGGAGGAAAGUGUGUUGUUGGCCAACGGAAACACAUUCCGGGUGAAGAUGAUGAAGAGCAAACCGAACAGCAGUGCCAAGGGUCCGGCGUCGGCGUCGGCGUCGGCGUCGGCAUUUGCCAAUUUGAAAGGACUGAAGAAAGAAGUGUCAGUCGAGCAUGGUGCGGAGGAGAACAAACCAGCUGCUGCCCACACUGCAGAAAAGCCCAAAUCGAGGAAUAAAAAGACUACCCCGUCUUCCUCCUUCUCGUCUAGCUCUACUAAAGCUGGGGUCAUCAAAAUAAGCCGCAACAACAAUAAUAAAACCAAAGCCAACAGUAACAACAACAGUAGUAGUAGUAGUAGUAGUAGUAGUACAACUACUACCACUACUACUACUACUACUGCUACAUCUACGACUCCGACUAUUGGCAAUACCGCAAGGCAGAUUACGCCACCUGUCUACAAUGUGCCGCGAGUCAUGCUACCACCAUGCAUUAAGGAUGACGGCAUUGCAUGCCUGAUGUGUGGCCGAGUGCACACUCAGGACCAUUUCUUCAAGUACAUGGAACUUAAGUCGACGGAGACAUCACAUCGAUGUCCCCUCUGUGGCCAGUUCUUCUCAUGGAGCUGCCUGUUCAUUGAGCACAUGCGUGGUCACCCGGAGAACACUGCGCAGUAUCGUUGCGAAUACUGCGGGUCGGUGUCGCGCAAAAUCUCGUCGUAUUUCAACUGUCGCAUAACGCACUGCCCGCCGUCGCAGGAGUGGUUCGACCUGCAGAAGGCCUGCGACGACUACCUGGCCAGCCUUGAGAACAAGUCUUCCUCCGCCGCAGCGAAGAAGCGACGCAAGGCUGCUGCAGCAUCCUCAUCGACGCCUUCGACAAAGAAAAAAGGAUCCGGUGGGGAAAGCGGUGGUGAUGGCAGCAGCGGUGGCGGUGGUGGUGGUCGAAGUAGGAAGAAGUCGUCGGCAAAGCAACAAGAGAAAGACGGGGCUAAUGCAUCCGUAGAAAAGACGCAGUCUUCGCAUGCAUCGCAGCAAAGCAAUGCCUCUGAGAGCAGCGGAAAUUGUAGCAGUAGUGCCAACAACAACAGCAGUAACAAGCGUAGAGGGCAGAAGCAGUCUAAAGGACGCAGAUCAAGCGCUGACACAAAGGCACCAGCGAAACCUGCUAAGUCGUUUGUGUGUGAUGUUUGUGAGAAGAGCUUCCUGAAUUCGAAGCUUUUUACCAAGCACAAGGAGUCGCACAAAACCGAGACAACUGCACAGUGGUGCAAAGAGUGCAACAAGCAGUUCUCGAGCCUUGCAUAUUUAAAUGCACAUAAAUGCAGCCACAAUACUACAGAAGGGUCUAUGCCAGUGACUAAUGUGUGUGCAGAUAGCAACAGUGAGGGCAUUAGUGUAGCUGCAGACGACAACAACAACAACAGCUGUGGCAGUAGUAGUAGUAGUAACUUUAAGUGCAGCCUUUGUGAUGCAGUUUUCGCAGAUGCUCUCACCCUCAAAAACCAUGUUGAAUUGUGUGAGGGGCUUCCCGACAGCAAGCGUUUGUCGGGACCGCAUACAUGCAGCAUCUGCGAGCGUAGCUUCAAGUUCAAGCAAUCGCUGUUGAACCACAUGCGCAGGCACACGGGCGAGCGGCCCUUCGCGUGCGAGCUGUGCGACAAAACGUUCAUGCAGGCUGGCAACCUCGAGCGGCACCGACGCACCCAUGAGCGCGACAACACCACCACCACCACCACCACCAUUCAGAGCCCGGUCGAGGAGAAGAGCGAACAUUUCAAGAAAUUGUAA
This is a messenger RNA of Octopus bimaculoides (California two-spot octopus), 5401 nucleotides long. RefSeq lists its product as uncharacterized. Gene Ontology annotation, molecular function: DNA-binding transcription activator activity, RNA polymerase II-specific; RNA polymerase II cis-regulatory region sequence-specific DNA binding. Gene Ontology annotation, biological process: regulation of transcription by RNA polymerase II. Gene Ontology annotation, cellular component: nucleus. Lineage: Eukaryota; Metazoa; Mollusca; Cephalopoda; Octopoda; Octopodidae. The record is from RefSeq and is a predicted model, not a curated record.